CGCACCUCACACCUCACCUGUCGGGUCCGGUGUUUACCUCGGCCUCCGUCACCCUCGCCUCGGCCCUCAUGAGUUAAGCGUGUUGUUGUGAACGUUGACGAUCGAGGACGUCCAAUAGUUCAGCAUGUCUGAUGUGGAAGGAGACGUUAGCGUUCCCGUGGCCGUCGGUGGCCCCAUGGACUUGAACACUGCUGUCCAGGAAGUGCUCAAACAGGCCCUUAUGGCUGAUGGUCUUGCUCGUGGACUUCAUGAAGCAGUCAAGGCUCUCGACAAACGUCAGGCUCUCCUGUGCCUGUUGGCAAACAACUGCGAUGAGCCUGGCUACUCCAAGCUGGUCGAGGCCCUUUGUCAGGAGCACCAGAUCAAACUCCUGAAAGUUGACUCAAACAAGAUGUUGGGAGAAUGGGCUGGCCUGUGCAAGAUUGAUCGCGAAGGAAAGGCUCGCAAGGUCGUUGGCUGCUCAUGUGUUGUUGUCACUGAUUAUGGCAAGGAGACCCAAGCCCAUGAUGUUGUCAAUGAGUACUUCAAGAGCAAAGGACAGUAAGGAAUCACAUGUCCCAUUUGUACGCAGAGAAUCGGCCAGGAAGUCCAGAUCAAAGACAACCAAGUAAUGACUAACAUUCAACACUGGGAGUCCAUGAAAAGGAUGACAAACCACAGCUGUAAGAUCCUGCUUAGCCUUUUCAAGGGGCCACUGAUUCCACAUAAUUGAAAUAAAGUAAUAAAAAAAUUGAA
This is a messenger RNA of Homarus americanus (American lobster), 735 nucleotides long. It is a transcript of the gene RpS12, whose product is annotated as 40S ribosomal protein S12-like. NCBI's taxonomy places the organism in Eukaryota, Metazoa, Arthropoda, Malacostraca, Decapoda, Nephropidae. The transcript has 7 exons. Gene Ontology annotation, molecular function: structural constituent of ribosome. Gene Ontology annotation, biological process: translation. Gene Ontology annotation, cellular component: ribosome; cytosolic small ribosomal subunit. The coding region runs from base 125 to 544 and encodes 139 amino acids. The record is from RefSeq and is a predicted model, not a curated record.